Molecule: messenger RNA, 3330 nt
Organism: Arctia plantaginis
Lineage: Eukaryota; Metazoa; Arthropoda; Insecta; Lepidoptera; Erebidae
Source: the annotation of a GenBank genome assembly
AUGUUUCGCAGCAGAAGUUGGUUUGGAGCAUCAUGGGGACGGCCCAAGAAUCCACAUUCGCUAGAAAGAUUGAAAUAUUUACAUAACAUUCUGUGUAAAAACACAACAGUGUCAGAAAACAACCGAGGUACUUUGGUAGAGUCUUUAAGGUGUAUAGCAGAGAUACUGAUAUGGGGUGACCAGAAUGAUAGUUCUGUUUUUGACUUCUUCUUAGAGAAGAAUAUGCUCUCAUAUUUCUUGAAGAUAAUGAGACAGAAAUGUGGGGGAUCAUCUUAUGUAUGUGUGCAGCUACUGCAAACAUUAAACAUACUGUUUGAAAACAUUAGAAACGAAACAUCCCUUUAUUAUUUAUUGAGUAAUAACCACGUAAACUCAAUAAUAGUGCACAAGUUUGAUUUCUCUGAUGAGGAAGUGAUGGCCUAUUACAUAUCAUUCCUCAAAACACUUAGUUUGAAACUUAACAAUCAUACUAUACAUUUCUUUUAUAAUGAGCACACGAAGGACUUCCCUUUAUACACAGAAGCGAUCAAGUUCUUUAACCAUUCCGAAUCCAUGGUGCGCAUUGCUGUUCGGACGCUCACACUCAAUGUAUAUCGAGUACAGGACGCUAGCAUGCUGCGAUUUAUAAGAGAUAGGACGGCAGCUCCCUAUUUUAGUAAUCUUGUAUGGUUCAUUGGCAAACAUAUUUUGGAAUUGAAUGCGUGUGUUAGAAAUGAUGCUGAACAUUUUUCUAGCCACCAAUCACAACAAAAAUUGGAUGAUUUAGUCGCCGAACACCUCGACCACCUACACUACAUCAAUGACAUCUUAUGUCUUAACAUUCCUGACCUAAACGAUGUAUUGACGGAGCAUCUGUUGCACAAACUAUUUGUUCCUCUGUAUAUAUAUUCUCUGACAUCCGAGAGUACUAGACGAGCAACAUCAUCUUCACCUUACAAUAGAGAUCAUAUACAAAGCAUAGAGGCUAUAACAAGAAAUUUAGAAGCCAUUUUAAAAGGGAAGAAUACUGACACAUCACCAGCGAGAAUGACCUUUCCUAGACAUAGAAUGGAAACAGAAGACGAAUGUAAACCAUCGGUGUCAGGUGUCGUCUCUCUGUUCCUCUUAUCGCAAGUGUUCCUUAUAAUCACACAUGGUCCGAUCGUCCAUGCACUGGCUUGGAUCAUAUUACAAUCUGACUUAUCAGUAUUUGAGGUUGGUGCAACUAAAAUACUAGAGAUGUACAUUAGUAAUGCGAAGACCAAUGUCAAACUAGAGUUUUCUAAACCACAAUUAAGUCUAGAAAAAGCCUUAGAAACCACAUCAAGUGAGAGGGAUUAUACAACGCCAGAAUAUAGCGGCCCUAAACAUUUUGGCGACGACCUGGAUAAUACUGACCAGUCAAGUUGUGAUCUCGAUCCUGAACUAGUAUCCACCUCGCUUCCGUCCACGUCGCAUAUAAGCGAGUCUUCAAGUAUCGAUCACGAUUCGACUGAGGAUCUAGUAACUCAAGUACAAUCGAUGAAAUCCAUUAGCGCCGUAACUGUCAAAGAGAAUAUGCCCGAUUCUCCUUUACCGGAUUCCGGCAUCGAAUCUAGCUCCUCGAAAUCGAAUGAAUUUAACAACAUCACCGACGAGGAGAAACAAAAAAUGCUUGGUGUUACAUCGAGUACAUCAAAUGAACGAGUAAUUACAAUAGAGAGUAUCAUCGAUAAGGAGAAUAAAGAAAUAGAAAAAAGGCCAUUCUUAAAAACUAUAUUUGACUCAUUGGAUUGUAGCGAAAAUGACUACAAAGCGCUUUUUGCUCUCUGUUUGCUCUUCGCACUGAUAAAUAACAAAGGAGUAAAUACAGAGCUUUUAGAUACGUUAUUAUGUCCUGAAGAGGAGAUACUGUGUAGUACUAGUGAGUGUGGCUCAAAUACUCCGGUCAGCGGCUCCAGUUCUAAUGUAGAAAAUGAAGCGACAUCUAGUGAGGGUAAAACAGACGCGUCAUCUCCACCAGAUCGACGUCCAUUGCAAAGCUUUAAUGCUUUGCUUAUAUCCAAACUAAUGGCGAUAGCUAACUUGAGCUGUAAAACUGCAUCAAAAGUUCGGCUAGUCACGUUAGAAUUGAGUGUUACUCUGAUGCGUGUCGCGAUGUGCGGGACGAAAGGUGCAAGCGCGAGAUAUGCGCCCGACGUAAACGCGCUCAGGGCACGGGCUGCGUCGUUAGCGCGCAACUUUUACAAGUGCGACGAUAUCUUCCUUGAUAUGUUUGAAGACGAGUAUUGUGAGACAAGUAAACGUCCUUUGAACGUGGAAUGGCUGUGUAUGGACGCGGCGAUAUUGCUACCACCUACUCGGACACCCAUGUCUGGUAUAGCUUUCGCUAAGAGACUACCUAGCGGAGAGAUGGAAAGAGCGCGCCGAGCAAUACGCACUUUUUUUCUCAUCCGAGAUUUGUACUUGAAACUAACGGGGAAGCCUGAAACUCAGCUGCCAUUGACAAAUCCUGCGCCUUUUGUACAAGUCGGUGAAUCUCUGGACCUUAAUGAUUCUGAUCUCAUUUCUUGUGAUAUAAUACAAAAGGAUGGAACAUGGCAGCAUAGGUUUCUAGCCGUUGAUAGUAUAGAAAUCAUUUUGGUUGAACCUGACAAGCAGAGGCUCGGAUGGGGCGUCGCGAAAUUAGUUGGAAGUUUACAAGAUUUAGAAAUUCAAGGUGACAAGGAAGACCCCCGUUGCCUACAUUUAACGAUUCACAAGCCGCGUGUCGGUGCGAGCGGGGCUCUGCCGCGGACGGUACUGUUGCGAGCCAAGUUCAAGUUCGACGAUCACAUACGCAGUAUGGCCGCUAAACAGAGACUUACCAAGGGUCGUACAAAGUCCCGACAGAAGAAGAUGCAGCAGAUCGGGCGACUGCUGGAGGUGUCGGGCAUGUGCGCGCCCGCGCUGGCGCCGCGCCACCGCCCGCUCUUCGCGCGCCCCGCGCUCGCCGCGCUCGCAGCGCGCAGGUCCACAGGUGGUGAAGAUGACACAGAAAGGCGAUUACGAAGACCAAGCGCUCACAUGUUGAAAGAUGGGAUCGUUGUGUAUAGAGAACGCACUACGAGUCGAGAGAGUAGUGUAUCCCGUAGCAGCAGCGCUCAAGGCUCACGCGAAGGGUCCCCGCGGGCGCGUUCAGAAGACAUACCUAUGGAAGAAAUCAAGAGGAAUGCGGCCGCUCUUGCUGUGGCGUCCACUCCUGUUAUAUCACAGACUCAACACAGCACAUCAACGCCCCUACAAAAAACAAUAAGCUCAUCUGAAGAAACUUCAUUUAUAUCCAGCGAACCUCAGCGACCGAAACGAAAGGGGCUCGUUGAAACCAUUUGA